GCAGCUGCUGCCGGUGCGGCAGCUGCUGCAACAGCAGCUGCUGGUGGACUUGAUACUGCGCAGCAGGCAGUUGCUGCGGCGGAUGCUGCAAAGGCUGCAGGCUUGGCAGCAGGUCUGAGCACUUCUGAAGCUGAAGCUGCAGGCAUUUCCGCCGCGAGCGCUGCUGCCAUUGCUGCUGGGCAGAGCCAGAACAUCACGUCAGUAGCAGAACUCGCUGCCUUGGCUGGAGAAGCUGCUGCGAAUUCCUCCCAGCAAUACGGACAGAGCCCCCAGGAAGUGACGAAGACGGCUGCAGUGGCUGCUUCGGAAGCUGCCGGUGAUCUUGGUGGAUCAGCAGCGCAGCAGGCCGCUGCAGCCGCGGCAGCGGCAGUGGCUGCAGGUAGCCAAGUUGGGCUGACAACGGAGGAAAGCAUCCUGGCUGGCGCAGUGGGUGCUGGAGAGGUGGCCCAGAAGUCCGCGGCCAACAGUGGAUCCACUGCCGCGCAGCAGGCAGCUGCUGCCGGUGCGGCAGCUGCUGCAACAGCAGCUGCUGGUGGACUUGAUACUGCGCAGCAGGCAGUUGCUGCGGCGGAUGCUGCAAAGGCUGCAGGCUUGGCAGCAGGUCUGAGCACUUCUGAAGCUGAAGCUGCAG
Messenger RNA from Effrenium voratum, 631 nucleotides. NCBI's taxonomy places the organism in Eukaryota, Dinophyceae, Suessiales, Symbiodiniaceae. The record is from the annotation of a GenBank genome assembly.